Phasianus colchicus (ring-necked pheasant) is the source of this 717-nucleotide messenger RNA. It is a transcript of the gene HINT2, whose product is annotated as histidine triad nucleotide binding protein 2. Lineage: Eukaryota; Metazoa; Chordata; Aves; Galliformes; Phasianidae. Gene Ontology annotation, molecular function: catalytic activity. The record is from RefSeq and is a predicted model, not a curated record.
AUGGCGGCGGUGCUGGCGCGCGGGUUGGCGCGCGUCUGGGUGGCGCGGGCGCGCGCCGGGCAGCGCUGCCGCUGCGCGGCCGGCGGGCAGGACGGAGAAGUGGGCAAGGCGCAGCGGGCGGCCGCCGGGGUGGGGACGGAGCCCACCAUCUUCAGCCGGAUCAUAGAUCGCAGCGUGCCGGCCACCAUCCUGUACGAGGAUGAUGAGUGCCUGGUGUUCCGCGACGUGGCUCCGCAGGCGCCCGUCCACUUCCUAGUGAUCCCCAAGCGCCCCAUCCCUCGGCUGAGCCGCGUGGGUCCGCAGGAUGCGCAGCUCCUGGGACACCUGAUGGUGGUGGCAGCACGCACGGCGCAGGCAGAGGGGCUGUCUGACGGCUACCGCCUGGUUAUCAACGACGGGAAGCACGGUGCCCAGUCGGUGUACCACUUGCACCUCCACGUGCUGGGCGGACGGCAGAUGAACUGGCCCCCCGGCUGAAGUUCCCCGCCCUCCCCCAGGUCCCCCCGCAAUAAAGUUUCUUGGGGACACGCAGUGGAUUUUCUGGCUCUGUUUUGUGGUGACUUCCUCAGGGAUGGGAGUUGGUUUUAAGUUCUGACCCAUGCUGCACUGUACAUCCCAGACCAUGCACAGAUGUGCAAAACGUUACAUUGCACAGAGGAGACCCACUAUGCAUCCAACACUUGGCAAAAUGUUGCAUUGCACAGUGCAGGCCAUGCA